GGCGUGCCCGGCUCUUGGCCGCGGUGGCUGCCGGCGCUCCCGCACGCAGCGCUCGGGCGGCGGCGGCUCCUGACUCAUUCCCGGUCUAGCCCCGCCCCGCGUUACCUGACAGGAGGCGCCAUGGCCUCCCGCAAGGGCUCCAAGGGCACCGGCGGCACUCCCGGCCCCGGCUCUAAGCGAGAGAGUAAGCAUGGAGGAAACAAGAAUGGAAAGAAAGAAGGCCUCUCUGGAAGCUCAUUUUUCACCUGGUUUAUGGUAAUUGCUUUGCUGGGAGUUUGGACGUCAGUAGCAGUUGUCUGGUUUGAACUCGUAGAUUAUGAAGAAGUCCUAGCCAAAGCAAAGGAUUUCCGUUAUAACUUGUCAGAGGUACUACAAGGCAAACUUGGAAUAUACGAUGCUGAUGGAGAUGGAGAUUUUGAUGUGGAGGAUGCUAAAGUAUUGCUAGGCCUAAAAGAAAGAUCUGUCCCAGAACAGCCAGCAUCACCAGUAUCUGAAGAGACCAUUCAACCUUCGGAGCAGUCAUUCAUCAAAUCAGAGCACAAGAACGUUGAUGUAGAAUUGGAAGAGGAAAUUCAGCCUGUUCUUCAUGAUGCUCUCCAUUCCCAGCCUGGAGAGGGACAUGAAGAUGUAGAUGAAAGCGUAACUGACCAGUGGCAAGAGAAGGAAGAAAUACAUACAGAAAUGUUUGAAGCACCUGCAGCAGAUGACAUGCUUAGAGAAUUAGAGAAUGAAGUGACAGAGGAUUAUGAGAUACCAGACUCAUUUCAGAAAGAUGCUGAUUUUGUAGCAGAUGAUCCUGGAGCAACAGAACCUGAGACAUAUGAAGUUCCAGUUUCUUAUGAAUAUGAUAUGGAUUUGGAAAACACAGUAAGUGAUCCAGAAGCUCCAGGUGAUGCUGAACUAACAUUAGAAGAUGCUGUUGAACAUCACACAGAGGACAGUGUGCAUGGUGUUUAUAAUGAACAUGAACCAGAACACGAGAAAGAGACUGAGACUCAAGAUACAGCUGUUGAAGACCUUCCUGAGGAAGUACAUGAAGACACAGAACCAGUUAGAGAUGAAAUUGUUGAAGAUUUAGAAAUGGAGGAAAAACUACCAGUAGAAAGUAAGCAAAGAGAAGAUAAUGUGGCCACUGGACCAGAGGAAUCAGAAGUCCCUGUUCAAGCUGAGGAUUAUUCAAACGAUAAUCUAGUGGGAAAAGGUGAAACAGAGAUUGAGCAAGACAAAAUGGAAAAAGUUAAAAAAAAGAAGAAGCCGAAGCUCUUAAACAAGUUUGAUAAAACCAUUAAAGCUGAAUUAGAUGCUGCAGAAAAAUUACGUAAGAAAGGAAAAGUUGAAGAAGCUCUAAGAGCCUUUGAAGCAUUGGUAAAUCAAUAUCCAGAAAGUCCACGAGCAAGAUAUGGAAAAGCACAGUCUGAAGAUGACUUAGCUGAGAAAAUGAGAAGUAAUGAGAUGCUGCAAAAAGCUAUCAACACCUAUGAUGAGGUGGUUAGUCUGCCAAAUGUCCCUUCAGAUCUGAUAAAACUGAGCUUGAAACGAGAAGCUGACAGGCAGCAGUUCCUUGGUCGCAUGAGAAGUUCCCUGAUUACGCUACAGAAAUUAGUUCAUCUGUUUCCCAGUGAUACGUCAUUCAAGAAUGACCUUGGCGUCGGUUACCUCUUGAUAGGAGAUAACAGCAAUGCCAAGCAAGUGUAUGAAGAGGUUCUACGUCUGGCUCCAGAUGAUGGCUUUGCCAAAGUACAUUAUGGCUUCAUCCUGAAGGCCGAAAACAAAAUAGCAGAGAGCAUACCUUAUCUAAAGGAAGGACUAGAGUCUGGUGACCCUGGCACAGAUGAUGGACGAUUUUACUUUCAUUUGGGUGACGCCUUGCAGAGAAUAGGAGACAAAGAGGCAUACAAGUGGUAUGAACUUGGAUACCAAAGAGGUCACUUUGCAUCAGUCUGGCAGCGCUCUCUCUACAAUGUCAAGGGACUGAAAGCUCAGCCAUGGUGGACAGCAAGGGAAACAGGUUAUACAGAAUUGGUAAAGUCCUUAGAAAAAAACUGGAAGCUCAUUCGUGAUGAGGGGCUUGAAGUGAUGGAUAAAAAAAGAAGCCUCUUCUUGCCUGAAGAUGAGAAUCUACGAGAAAAAGGAGACUGGAGUCAGUUUACUUUAUGGCAACAAGGAAGAAAAAAUGAGAAUGCUUGUAAAGGUGUUCCAAAAACGUGUGCUUUAUUGGAAAGAUUCCCAGAAGCUACGGGCUGCCGAAGAGGACAGAUCAAAUAUUCUGUCAUGCUUCCAGGAACUCAUGUUUGGCCUCACACAGGGCCCACCAAUUGUCGGCUAAGGAUGCAUUUGGGCUUAGUGAUACCUAAAGAAGGCUGCAGAAUUCGAUGUGCCCAGGAAAACAGAACCUGGGAAGAAGGGAAAGUUCUUAUUUUUGAUGACUCUUUCGAACACGAAGUGUGGCAGGAUGCUGAAAGUUAUCGUCUGAUAUUCAUUGUUGAUGUGUGGCACCCUGAGUUAACAGCACAACAGAGACGGACCCUUCCUGCUAUUUAAGGGAUUGUAUCUGAUGUGAAGAGCCAGAGGAGCUUUAACCUGACAGAGUAUGCAAAUAGAAACAUGCAGGAUUAAUUUAUACAGCAUAUGAAGAAUGCUAGUAUUGGAAGGGUUAAAAGAGAUAAUGACAUUCUACAAUCACAGAGGACUUGAGUUUAAGAAACAAAGAAAAAAAAAAGAAAAAAAAGAAAAGCCAUGUUUGUUUCAUACUGAUAUAGCACUGAUACAUAUUGUUUUUCUGGCUGCAAGUCUGAGAAUACAAGUCUUGUCUGUCAAGGAGCAAUACAGGUCUGGAUUUUCAAGCUGAGGAAUGUGCAGAUGUUUUUACUAUGCCUGUAUGAUGUGUUCUACCUGCCUGGCCACAUUCAGGCACAAGAUUUGCAAUAAUACAUCUGGGAAAUACUUCCCAGGCUUCUUUCUGGGAAGCAGCAGGUAUGGUAUUUAUAGACACAUGCAUCUAAUCAGCUUUGAUAAUCAUUGCGCAGUUGUAAUGUUAACUGCUUUAGGUAUAAAACAUAUCCCUCUGUUAUCAACUCUAGAUAAUGUGAAUGGGUUGUGUGUUUUGUUGUUUUUUCUACCUGAAUAACUAUUUUUUUAGUAUAAUUAUGAACAGAUCUUCUUCAGUCAACCACUAUUUUUAAAAAUAAUGUAUAUACAAAGUACAUCUCUAGCUAUAAGCAUAUACUGUACAUUGUGCUGUAGCACAACAAAGGUAGUAUAUGAACAGAUUUCUUAUUUCCACCUGCGGCCUUCUCUUGCCUUCCUAGAAAUGCAAACAGAAACUUGCAUACUCUGCUGCUUAGUAGAUCGUUGUCCUUCUAAAACAAAAUAGUUCUCUUAGCAGGUAAACUUCAAUUUUGUAAUGUGACUUUGGAAGAUGUUGAAUUGACCUAGUGGUGUUUUCCUUUUCUUGAAAUGUAUGGUACAAUCCGGAAGCAGUGUUAUCACAGCAUAAUUUACAGUAUACUCUGUAUUUGCUACCCAGAGUUUACUGUAUGUUAAAAAAGCCUUAUUUUUAAGAGAGAAAUCCUGUAUGUUAAGCAGUUGGCUGGUUUUUGGUUCCUCCCUGUUUGAUGGGAGAUGGAAGGUGCAGAAGCCUCCACUGUUAAUUUCUAAGAACACUAACAAAAUAAACCAGAGUUUGCACAGUAAUGUUUGAAACCAACUGUGAUCUACUCACCUGCAAAGCCGGCGGGGUGUGGAUAGGUGUGCUAGGAUGCUCGGGUCUGUUCAAGCUCAUCAGGAAUCGUGGCAUCACUAGUGAGGGUUGUGAGAGACAGGUACUAAGCAAGGAGACAUUAGGGUUACUGAGUCUUCAGAGCUUUGGCCUCAUGGUUUAAAGGACACUGAACAGUUGUCUUAUUUGCUUAAUGUUCCAUGAUUUUGUACUGCAGAGACUACACCAUGUUGCCUAAGUACUGUAGGUAUAAAUAGCACAUGCUGCAUGACUGCCAUAUUUGCUAGGCAAAAAAUAUAGGCAGCAGCCUUGUAUUCCCAUAAAUUGAACAUUUUUCAGACUUUGUAUUUUCUUAAGUAAUCUUGUAAUAUCAUGUAUCGCAUGACAAUUGCACCAUAAGCUGUUGUAACCCAUUUCUGGAGGUGUGCACUUUAAUUUCCUUUCUGACUAUUAAAAAAUAAAUAGAACACACACUGAUAAGCCCUCUCUGAUCAAGAGUCAGCUUUAGGUAGUAGUGGUGAUUAGACUUUAAUUUGUUGUCCAUAUCAGCAAUAACACAGAGUACCAUCUGCUGUAAGGUGACAGUUCUCUGUGAAUAAUCAUGGAAACUGAGAAAGAUUUAUAAGUUUCACACUUUAGAAAAUACUUUUGGAGGCUUUACAAGAAUUAUAUAAAACUGGAAAGAAUGUACUUUUUAUAUUAAGAAGUCGUAGUACAAUAAGAAAAAAAGUAAUCCUGGUAGUUGUUGAGUCAGGCUGUGCUUUGUAUCUCCAUACACUUAUCAAGCAGUAGAAAUUAUAAACUAUUUUGCUAUUCUGUAAAAUAAAGACAUAGUUUGUACUGAAGUAAUGAAGAACUGUUUAAACCAAAAUUAGUGGCUUAGGAAUGCUUUUAUUAUUAUUGCAUUUUAGUUUCUAUAGCACAGAGUGAACACUAAAGAAGUGGUAAAAACUUUGGAGCUCUAUUUAUAAGCAGACAUGCUGUCCUGAUUGUUCCUUUGAAGUCACAUGCUUUAUAUAUACCGAUUGCAAUUGGCAAAUAGAUCAAAGUUAUCUACCUAGAAUGUGUGUGUGCCUGAGUGGCACUGUUCAUUAAACUGUGUAGUGACAUAUUGACCAUUUGAUAUCUUAAGUGCCUUGAACGUGACAAGGUUUCUUGUGAAUAGCUGCUGCAGCACUGAAGUGAUUCUGCUCUCUGCCAACCUGUCAAGGAGCUGAGAGCAUCUCUUUUUGUUAGAUUCAUUUAUUGGAUUAGAUACAUAAAUGGUGAAUAUAUAUAUAUAUAUAGUAAAACACAGAAAUUAGGCAGUGAAUAAAUAAUAUGUUAUUUUAGUUACUCCUCUUUGCCAUCCAGUAUUUCAUGUUGAAAAAGCUUUUUACACAUUGGAAAUACCGACAGAUGAAGUGAAUGGAAAUGCUUUUCAGAUUGAACACUAUUGCAAUUUAAACGUUUCAUUCUUCAGCUGUGCUUCCAGAGGGAAAUAGCAGCACAGGGCAUUUGUAAGGUAGUAAGUACAUACUUGAAUGAGCAGUGUAGGCCAUCACAAAGAUUCAAUGGCAGUGGAGAUAAGUGUAUUAACAGAGAAAAAUUGCAAACCAAAGUAUUUCUUCACUAAUGCUGCAGUGUAGUAGGUGUCUGCCUUGGUUUGUUGUUGUUGUUUUAAUGUAUGUUUGAUUUAUAUUAUGCUUUAAGCAAGCUUGCUGUGACCAAUCCAAAUGUCUGAGAGUUUUCAUGAGCUUUGGGGAAAGGGGGAGCUGUGUCCAGUCACAACUUUCUGUAGUGUGUUAUAAUGCCAUAGGAUAGAGGAAUGGAAAAAAAGCCAAAAGUAAAUGGGCUCAGUCAUUUGUUUAACGUCCCUGCAAGCCUCAGAGUGUUUGCUGCUUUUUCUGAAUCCUUUGCUGGGAACAUUCACUGCCCUAAAGACUCUCACUGUGGAGGCCAGGCCUUGCCCCAGUAACACACUGCUACAGAGGAAGGUUAUUGUGAAUGAGACUGUCCUGUACACGUACAAGCAGAUACAACCCAGUUGUGUUAAUGGGAUCUGUAGGGUGUCUUUUCUGCCUUGUGCAAGCAUAACAGGCUGUGAAUGAAGGCAGUGUUUUGUUACUCCAUUUGUUAGGGAUGACCAUUUCCAGCUGACCCAGGCCACCACUUUCAGAGCAUUGCUUAUGAAUCCGGUGGAUGUUCCAGAGCUGUAUGAAAAACUCUUGUGCAGCCCGUGAGUUAUCAUCUCAUUUUAUAUUUGUACUGUUUGUGUGAUUAUCUUUGAUAUGUUGGUGCCAACCACGUGUUCUAGUAACUGUCAAUGCAUGGCAAUUAAAUUGAAGACAAAAAGCAUGUAUGGUGGUUGUAACUGUUUUAGGAAAUAAAGUCACUGCUCAUGCAAUUUGAUAACAAUU
Messenger RNA from Phasianus colchicus (ring-necked pheasant), 6117 nucleotides. RefSeq names its product aspartate beta-hydroxylase (gene ASPH). Gene Ontology annotation, molecular function: peptidyl-aspartic acid 3-dioxygenase activity; protein binding. Gene Ontology annotation, cellular component: endoplasmic reticulum; membrane. Gene Ontology annotation, biological process: peptidyl-aspartic acid hydroxylation. Lineage: Eukaryota; Metazoa; Chordata; Aves; Galliformes; Phasianidae. The record is from RefSeq and is a predicted model, not a curated record.